Molecule: messenger RNA, 2031 nt
Organism: Henningerozyma blattae CBS 6284
Lineage: Eukaryota; Fungi; Ascomycota; Saccharomycetes; Saccharomycetales; Saccharomycetaceae
Gene: CTF18
Product: Ctf18p
Exons: 1
Coding region: 1-2031 (676 amino acids)
Cellular component (GO): nucleus
Molecular function (GO): DNA binding; ATP binding; ATP hydrolysis activity
Source: RefSeq, a predicted model, not a curated record
AUGCAAGAUACAACCUUCCGUUCAGCUGACGGGAAACUAAUCUCCAUCCCGUUGAAACGUACAAAGAAUUCCCUCCCCUCUGCCUCAUGGAAAAAUGAACCCACUUAUGGUAUCAACAUCAACAAUCUACUCGAUUCCAUCAACCAAAACGAAAACCAAUCUACCCACUCGUCCUCUGGCCCUUGCCCCUCCCCCCGUCACGAUCAGUUAUGGGUCGAAAAAUGGAGACCCCAUCGUUUCAUAGAUCUUGUCGGUAAUGAAAAAUUCAAUAGAAGAUUGCUAACCUGGCUACGUCAAUGGUCUUCCGUCGUUUUCCAAUCCAAAGAUACCGAACCUUCAAUAGAUUUUCUCAAUCGACCUGUAAAGAAAAUCUUAUUGAUCCAUGGCCCACCGGGGAUCGGCAAAACUUCCAUCGCCCAUAUCAUGGCCAAACAAUUGGGCUAUUCCAUCGUAGAAAUCAACGCCUCCAAUGAAAGAAAUACUCAACAAUUGAAAUUGAACCUAACAAAUUCUCUUUUCCACGAUAAUUUAUUCUCAAAUCCAACUUGUUUGAUAGCCGAUGAAAUCGACGGUGCUCAAGAUUCAGGAUUGAUCAAAUUACUCUUGGAAAUCUUACAUUCCGAUAAAAGAGCCACCUUGACAAGGAAAAAUUCCAAAAAAAAUAAACUAUUGAAAAGACCCAUCGUGGCCAUCUGUAAUAACAUCUAUUCCCAUUCGUUGGAACGUUUGAAACCCUUUUGUGAAAUCAUCCCAUUACGUAAACCUCUUGAUUCCGCAAUCAUUGAAAGACUCCAACUCAUUGCUCAAAAGGAACAUCUUUCCUUAUCCUUGCAAGCAUUGAAAGAUAUAAUCAUCUCUUCUCAAGGCGAUAUUAGAAAUUGUAUCAAUAAUCUACAAUUCAACGCCAACACAAACGCUCGAGAUCCCUCUGUAUCUCAUAAGGAUUUCAAUAAUACUUGGUUUAAAAUCGUCAAUUCCAUUUUCCAAAAAAAUCUACAUUUGGAUUACAAAUUACAAUUCCAAAAUUUGACCAAAACAAUCUCAUUGAAUGGUAAUUUCGAAAAAAUCAUUCAAGGUUGUCAUACUCUUUAUCCAACCAUGAAAUAUUCAGACAUUUCUUUGCAAAAACCAGCUCUCAUAUCUGAUUGGCUCUAUUUCCAUGAUCUUUGUCAAAAUUCUCUUUUCCAAUUCAAUGGGGAAUUGCUUCGAUACUCAUCAAUCGUUCCUCUAGUUUUUUGGUUGAAUUUCUCAGAUUUAUCAAAUAAAAUAGAUCAAUUGAUCAAUAUCCCUGAUUUCCGUAUCAAAGAAUUACAAAAUUAUAACAACAACAUUUGCAAUUCAAUCUUAUCCAAUUUAAAAUCCCCCUUUAUCAACUCACUCUCGUUACAAUUACAAUUAUUACCUCAUAUCGAUAAUCUGUUGAGCACAGAUUUAUCAGGUUUGAAGAAUUUACCCUUGAAGAAUUCCAUUUUCGAAAAAUUAUCAUCAAUCUUGCAAUUAUACAAUCUACAAAUCAAACAACUAUACAAGGAUUCCGGUCCAGAUUCCAAAUUGAUCUUAUCUAUUGAACCACCAAUCGAUGACCUUGUCAUUUUAGAUGAAACUCGCAAAAGAGAAAUCAUUACAAAGAGACCUUCGAUUUACAAUCAACUCUUGGCAAAACAUGAAGAAAUUAAAAUUAAACAAAAACAAUUGUCUUCUGUACCAAUUAAAAGAAAACUUGCCGAAACCACCACCACCACUACAUCAGACCAAUCAUCUUCUAAAAGACAAAAACUUUCCACUAUUGAUUUUUUCAAAUCUCAAUACAACAAGAUAUCUACUACACAAACAGAAACUACUAAUACUACUACUAAUACUACUACUAAUACUACUACUAAUACUACUACUAAUACUACUACUAAUACUACUACUAAUACCACUGCAUCCUCAGCUACAUCACUUUCAGACAUUAGAAUUUGGGUCAGAUAUACUGAAGGGUUUUCCAAUGCUGUCAGGAAAAAUGUCACUUGGGAAAGUUUAUGGGAAUAA